Molecule: messenger RNA, 312 nt
Organism: Eimeria necatrix
Lineage: Eukaryota; Apicomplexa; Conoidasida; Eucoccidiorida; Eimeriidae
Exons: 2
Coding region: 1-312 (103 amino acids)
Source: RefSeq, a predicted model, not a curated record
AUGCUGCAGCAGCAGCAGCAGCAGCAGCAGCAGCAGCAGCAGCUUUUGGGCGUAGGGGGCGCCGCGCUGUGGGGCCUGCGGGUGUCUGCAUGCGUGGGCUGCGGUGCCGCGCUUUCGCCUGGAGCCCCGCCAAGGGCCCCCGCUGCCUCCGCGGGGAUUUGGGAAGCGAAAGGGCAGCCGCCGUUUGCCGGCGGGGCCCUCAGCAGCAAGUUGAAGACGGCAGCCUGCUGCAGCAGCAGCAGCAGCAGCAGCAGCUGCUGCUGCUGCUGCUGCUGCUGCGAGGUAGGCGCCGGACGGCGAGACGGGAGGUAG